Messenger RNA from Pipistrellus nathusii (Nathusius's pipistrelle), 1677 nucleotides. Lineage: Eukaryota; Metazoa; Chordata; Mammalia; Chiroptera; Vespertilionidae. The record is from the annotation of a GenBank genome assembly.
AUGCCGGCCCCGCUGCUCCUCGGGACCCUGCUGCUCCUGGCCUCGGCCGCCGGCCCGGCCGCGGCGCGCCCGCCCAACGCCACGAGCGCCGAGCCGCCGGGCCCGCUGCCCGCGCUGCUGGCGCACCUGCGGCGCCUCACCGGGGCCCUGACCGGCGGCGGCGGCGGCGCGGGGGGCGCGGGCGCCAAUGGCACGCGGACCGGCCCCGCGGGCGGCGCGGGCGCGGCGGCGCGGGCGCCCCCUCCGGCGGAGCUGUGCCACGGCUACUACGACGUGAUGGGCCAGUACGACGCCACCUUUAACUGCAGCACCGGCUCCUACCGCUUCUGCUGCGGCACCUGCCACUACCGCUUCUGCUGCGAGCACCGCCACAUGCGCCUGGCGCAGGCCUCCUGCUCCAACUACGACACGCCGCGCUGGGCCACCACGCCGCCGCCCAUGGCCGGGGGCGCGGGGGGCGCGGGGGGCGCGGGCGGGGGGCCCGGGCCCGGCCAGGCCGGCUGGCUGGAAGGGGGCCGGGCGGGGGGCAACGGGAUGCGCGGGGGCGAGGGCCCCGGGGGCAGCACGGCCUACGUGGUGUGCGGGGUCAUCAGCUUCGCCCUGGCCGUGGGCGUCGGGGCCAAGGUGGCCUUCAGCAAGGCGUCCCGCGCGCCCCGGCCGCCCCGGGACAUCAACAUGCCCAGGGCGCUGGUGGACAUGCUGAGGCAUCAGGCGGGACCCGGGGCCCGUCCGGACCGGGCUCGGAGCAGCUCCUUGACGCCGGGGGUCGGGGGUCCCGACAGUAUGGCCCCGAGGACGCCCAAGAACCUCUACAACACCAUGAAGCCCUCCAACCUCGACAACCUGCACCACAACUACCUGCACCUGAACGUCAGCAGCCCCACGCACCACGCCACCACGCUGGACUGGAGGACCGCCCCACCGCCCAGCCCCAACCUGCCUUACUCCACGCUGUCCUGCUCUCGGUCCUUCCACAACCUCUCGCAUCUGCCCCCCUCCUACGAGGCUGCGGUGAAAUCCGAGCUCAACCGCUACUCCUCCCUCAAGAGGCUGGCCGAGAAGGACCUGGACGAGGCGUACCUGAAGCGCUGGCACCUGGGGGACGUGCCCCGCGGGACGCUGCCCCUGCACACGCUGCGGCGCCCGGGCACCGGCGGCGGCUACCGCGCGGACUGGGGCGGCGCCGAGGAGCUGGGCCCGGCGCCCGCGCCCCACCCGCGGCGCGUCAUGUCGCAGGAGCACCUGCUGGGCGACGGCGGCCGCUCGCGCUACGAGUUCACGCUGCCGCGCGCGCGCCUGGUGUCGCAGGAGCACCUGCUGCUGUCCUCGCCGGACGCGCUGCGCCAGAGCCGCGAGCACCUGCUGUCCCCGCCGCGCAGCCCCGGGCCGGCCGACUCCGCCCGCGCCGGCCUGGCCGCCUCGCACUCCAACCUGCUGCUCGGGCCCGGCGGGCCGCCCACGCCGCUGCACGGGCUGCCGCCCGGCCUGCACGCGCACCACCACCACCACCUGCACGCCGCGCAGCCGCCCUGGCUGGCGGACGCGGGCGGCGGGGGCGCGCUGGCCGGCCGGCCGCCCUUCCAGCGCCAGGGCACGCUGGAGCAGCUGCAGUUCAUCCCGGGCCACCACCUGCCGCAGCACCUGCGCACCGCCAGCAAGAACGAGGUGACGGUCUGA